AUGCCGCCAGCGGCCACUGCGCCCCCGCUGGCUCAGAGGAACAGAGAACAAAAAAUGAGCUCACUUCGCUGCCAGCUUGGGGACCGGCUCAAUGUUGAGGUGGAUGCUGCCCCGCCUGUUGACCUGAACCGUGUUCUGGACGAGAUGAGGUGCCAGUAUGAGACCCUGGUGGAGAAUAACCGCCGUGAUGCUGAAGAAUGGUUCAACACUCAGACCGAGGAGCUGAACCAGCAGGUGGUGUCCAGCUCCGAGCAGCUGCAGUCCUGCCAGGCGGAGAUCAUGGAGCUGCGACGCACAGUCAACGCCCUGGAGAUCGAGCUGCAGGCCCAGCAGAGCAUGAGAGAUGCUUUGGAAUCCACCCUGGUGGAGACCGAGGCGCGCUACGGCUCCCAGCUGGCCCAGAUGCAGUGCCUGAUCAGCAACGUGGAGGCCCAGCUGGCCGAGAUCCGGGCUGACCUGGAGCGGCAGAACCAGGAGUACCAGGUGCUGCUGGACGUGCGGGCCCGGCUGGAGUGUGAGAUCAACACGUACCGGGGCCUGCUGGAGAGCGAGGACGGCAAGUGA
Molecule: messenger RNA, 564 nt
Organism: Suricata suricatta (meerkat)
Lineage: Eukaryota; Metazoa; Chordata; Mammalia; Carnivora; Herpestidae
Product: keratin, type I cuticular Ha5-like
Exons: 5
Coding region: 1-564 (187 amino acids)
Molecular function (GO): structural molecule activity
Source: RefSeq, a predicted model, not a curated record